Messenger RNA from Micropterus salmoides (largemouth bass), 11346 nucleotides. RefSeq names its product glutamate receptor, ionotropic, N-methyl D-aspartate 2B, genome duplicate b (gene grin2bb). NCBI's taxonomy places the organism in Eukaryota, Metazoa, Chordata, Actinopteri, Centrarchiformes, Centrarchidae. The coding region runs from base 1696 to 6987 and encodes 1763 amino acids. Gene Ontology annotation, cellular component: plasma membrane; postsynaptic density membrane; postsynaptic membrane. Gene Ontology annotation, biological process: synaptic transmission, glutamatergic; long-term synaptic potentiation; excitatory postsynaptic potential. The record is from RefSeq and is a predicted model, not a curated record. Gene Ontology annotation, molecular function: NMDA glutamate receptor activity; transmitter-gated monoatomic ion channel activity involved in regulation of postsynaptic membrane potential. The transcript has 17 exons.
CUAUCUGUCUGUCUGUGUGUAUUUGUGUGUGCUUUACGUAUACAUAAAACACACAUCAACACACACAUGCACUCGCACACUAAACUAUGCCUAAAAAGACAGUGUUCUGUGAGUCAAUAUUGGUCUGGUCUCCUCCUCAUCUGUUCUUCUCAUCAUGGCAACGUGUGCCCAUUUUUAAUUGUUGUCUUUGAGAAAUCUUUUUAUCUGUCCACUUGUCAUGUCCCCUUUUCCAUUUGAUAAAGACAUCAAUUUGUUUUGCAACCUGUUGUGAAGAAACAUUUUGUUUAGUCCUAAGGGAGAAUGAAAUUUAUUUACAGGCACUUUGGCGUCCUUUUUAUUUUUGAUGUCAAUUUGGCAAAAUUUAAAAAUUUUGUGUAAACUACAUGAGAUUCUCUUCAUGUUAUUUAUUGAGCUGCAUUCAAAGUUUGGAGCUAAUGGCCAUCUCAAGUCAUUAAGAGUGUAUCUCAUUUCAUGCUUGAUUUGUGUUCAUUUUCAUUCUGCCAGUCCAUCAGCAGCCAUUAGUUCUUUUUACUGACCCUUCUCACACAAUCCUCCCAACACACACACACAACCCUAAAACCUAAAUACCCUCCUUAUUAUCAUCAAAAUAUUUUUCAGAAUUGAAUCCUCGUGCUUCUGCAUGUUUUCAAUUUUCGCUUCCCUCAUUUUGGUCGGUUUUCAUCCAAAACCGUCCAUUUUUCAUUUCUGAAGCUCUUCCCCCUCCACUUGUAUUCAUUCUCGUCCUCCUAUCAGGCAAGAGAGACCAGUUGGCAUUAGUUGGAUGCCAAACAGUGGAUUAAGUGGGUAAUGCCUUGCGGUGGAUUUGAGGUAUAAUCGACAGUGUGCAGGUUGUCAAUAGAGACAGACUCAUAGACAGAUUAAACAUAGAUAGAAUAUAACAUCCCAUCUCAUCACUACCCCUCUCUUUUGCUCUGUCACAUUUUCCUUCUUUCUUUACGUUGUAUUUGAUGCUUCGUCUCUACUUGUCACUGACACACCUUUUUGGGAGCGCUGUUUUAAAGCCACUGCUAGAUUAUUUGUUUUUAGCCCAUAUAUCCAUGGACAUCUACCUAAAAUUGACUGUGCGCUCAGCAUUAAGGUGAAAAAUUACACCCAGUAGCGUAGGCCCACACCAGCCACUUUAGUCUGCUUUCCCCUUUUCUUAUGGACUGAUAAAGUGGCUUAAUAAAUACCUCUUUCUUGUUCUGAGAGUGGGAUGUCAUCGUGAAGGAAUAUGAAGGACCACUCGUUUUGCUCUGUCUUUGCUUUUGUGUCUCAACUCUGCUCCUCUGUAAAACAUCUCCACUACAGUCUAUAAAUUAUGUGUUACAGAAAAGAGUUAAUUAGACUGAGAAAGAGAAGAGCGCAGAGCGGACUGGCAAAUUGAUCAUGACUGGCUAAAGCAACCAAAGGCAAGGAGUGAAAGAAAGCUGAAGAAGAAGGAAGGAAGGGAGGGAAGAAGAAGAAGAAGAGGAUCGUCUUCCCCCACACUGAUAAGGCCCUAGCAUCGCCCAGCUCCGCCCUCUCCCAAACCAAGACCGCUCAUCCCUCAACCUGUAAGACCCCACUUCAGUCUUCUGUGCGUGACUUCAUCUGUCUACCAUCCCUUCAUCCGAGGCUAUGAGAGGAGGAGUCGAAUCCCAGAUCACUCCAUCAUGCCAGUUCUGAAGAGUAGAGAGGAGAUCCGGGCUGGCAAUGUUCAAGGGACGGCUUUUACACUCCUCCACAAUGCUUGUCAGCCUCUACCCUUCUCCCUCCCGUCUUCAGGACAAGCGCUUUGUCUUCCCCUCCUCCUCCCCCCAUCCUCCUCCUCCUCCAGACCAGCCCUGUCAUCAUACUUAUCCUCAGUCUCGGCUGACCCUGCCCUUCCUGUCCUUGACCUUUUCUCUGCUCCUCGUCUCCAUACUCCUCUUGCCCGUCUGCGAGUCUCGCAGGGGUGGAGGUCCAGGGACAGGGCCUGGAGGUGCCCCAGGGGGACAAGGUGGCCAGAGGGGAGGCGGCACCCAGAGGGGUGCGGUCAUCCCUCCUCAAUACUCUCCUGGUUUACCGCCUCUUCCCCCAAUCAGUCCCAAACUGAUCAACACACUCAGUAUUGCUGUCAUCCUGGUGGGCAACUCUAGUGAAGUAGCCCUGGGGGUUGGACUUGAGAAAGAGGACUUCCUCCACAUCCCUUACCCUCCAAAAGUCGAGGUGGUCACUAUGAACGAGACCGACCCCAAGAGUAUCAUCAAUCGAAUCUGCGCACAAAUGACAAGGAAUUCUCUGCAAGGCGUAGUGUUCGGUGACGAUACAGACCAGGAGGCCAUCGCUCAGAUACUGGACUUCAUCUCUGCCCAGACACACAUCCCCAUCCUGGGCAUCAGGGGAGGUUCCUCCAUGGUUAUGGCUGCCAAGGACGACCACUCCAUGUUUUUCCAGUUUGGUCCGUCCAUCGAGCAACAGGCCUCUGUCAUGUUGAACAUCAUGGAGGAGUAUGACUGGUACAUCUUCUCCAUUGUCACCACGUACUACCCUGGCUACCAGGACUUUGUCAACAAGAUCCGCAGUACCAUCGACAACAGCUUUGUGGGAUGGGAGCUAGAAGAGGUCCUCCUACUGGACAUGUCGGUGGAUGACGGAGACUCCAAGAUUCAGAAUCAGCUGAAGAAAUUGCAGAGUCCUGUUAUUCUGCUCUACUGCACAAAGGAGGAGGCUACCACUAUCUUCGAGGUGGCCCAUUCUGUGGGCCUCACAGGUUAUGGUUUCACCUGGAUCGUGCCCUCUUUGGUGGCUGGAGAUGCAGACCAUGUUCCCUCUGUCUUCCCUACAGGGCUUAUCUCCGUGUCAUAUGACGAAUGGGACUACAACAUCGAGGCCAGGGUACGUGAUGCAGUGGCUGUCAUUGCCACAGCGACCUCCACCAUGAUGCUGGACCGGGGGCCACACACCCUGCUGAAGACAAGCUGUCUCGGGACACCUGACAAAAAGAGCUCCAACACUGGCCACUCCAAGGAAAUACUGAAGUACCUCAUGAAUGUGACGUUUGAAGGCCGAAACCUGUCAUUUAGCGAGGAGGGUCACCAGAUGUUUCCCAAACUGGUCGUCAUUCUUCUAGACAACGAGAGACAGUGGGACAGGGUUGGCAAGUGGGAGAGAGGCUCUUUGACGAUGAGGUACCACGUGUGGCCCCGCUUUGAGCUCUACUCAGGAGCGGAGGAGCGGGAGGACCACCUGUCCAUCGUGACUCUGGAGGAGGCGCCAUUUGUCAUUGUGGAGGACGUGGACCCGCUCAGUGGGACCUGCAUGAGGAACACUGUGCCGUGCCGCAAACAGCUCAAACUCAACAAUCAGACAGGUGAUUCAGGGAUUUACAUCAAGCGCUGCUGCAAAGGUUUCUGUAUUGACAUCCUGAAGAAGAUCGCCAAGGCCGUGAAGUUCACUUACGACCUCUACCUGGUCACCAACGGCAAACACGGCAAAAAGGUUAAUGGGACGUGGAACGGCAUGGUUGGAGAGGUGGUGUUAAAGAAUGCCCACAUGGCAGUGGGUUCGCUCACCAUCAACGAGGAGAGGUCAGAGGUCAUUGACUUCUCUGUGCCCUUCAUUGAGACGGGGAUCAGUGUCAUGGUCUCCCGUAGCAAUGGAACCGUCUCCCCCUCCGCCUUUCUUGAACCUUUCAGUGCUGAUGUCUGGGUGAUGAUGUUUGUGAUGUUGCUGAUCGUGUCGGCCGUGGCUGUGUUUGUGUUUGAGUACUUCAGCCCGGUGGGUUACAAUCGCUGUCUGGCAGAUGGGCGAGAGCCCGGCGGUCCCUCCUUCACCAUCGGUAAGGCCGUCUGGCUGCUUUGGGGUCUGGUUUUCAACAACUCUGUCCCUGUGCAGAAUCCCAAAGGUACCACCAGUAAGAUCAUGGUGUCAGUGUGGGCCUUCUUCGCUGUCAUCUUCCUGGCUUCCUACACUGCCAACCUGGCUGCCUUCAUGAUCCAGGAGGAGUAUGUCGACCAGGUGUCGGGCCUGUCAGACAAAAAGUUCCAGAAGCCUAACGAAUUCUCGCCGCCAUUCCGGUUUGGCACGGUGCCCAAUGGGAGUACAGAGCGCAACAUCCGCAACAACUACCGGGACAUGCAUACUUACAUGACCAGCUUCCAUCAGAAGAAUGUAGAUGAAGCGCUGCACAGUCUGAAGACCGGCAAACUGGAUGCCUUCAUCUACGACGCUGCAGUGCUGAACUAUAUGGCCGGCAGAGACGAGGGCUGUAAGCUGGUCACCAUCGGAAGCGGCAAGGUGUUCGCCUCCACCGGUUACGGCAUCGCCAUCCAGAAAGACUCGGGCUGGAAACGAGCUGUGGAUCUGGCCAUCCUCAUGCUGUUUGGAGACGGUGACAUGGAGGAGUUUGAGGCCCUGUGGCUGACGGGCAUCUGCCACAAUGAGAAGAACGAGGUGAUGAGCAGUCAGCUGGAUGUGGACAACAUGGCGGGGGUCUUCUACAUGCUCGGGGCUGCCAUGAUUCUGUCAUUACUCACAUUCAUCUGUGAACAUUUGUUCUACUGGCAGCUGCGCUUCUGCUUCAUGGGCGUGUGCUCCGGACAGCCUGGGUUCACCUUCUCCAUUAGCAGAGGUAUCUACAGCUGCAUCCAUGGGGUACAAAUCGAGGAAAACAAGUCAACCAUAGACUCACCCUCGGCCACCAUGAAGAAGAACAUGAACAACACCCACUCCAACAUCCUGCGGUUGCUCCGCACUGCCAAGGAUAUGACCGCCGUCCCUGGCAUUAACGGCUCUCCGCAUGCCGCUCUGGAGUAUAGCCACAGCGGUCGCGACUCGGCUAUCUAUGAUAUCCAGGAGCAUCGGCGCAGCUUGGUGGGUCACCCUGUAGACUGCAAGCCAGCGCCACCCUACCUACCAGAGGACAACAUGUUCAGUGACUACAUAAGCGAGGUGGAGAGGACUUUUGGCAACUUGCCCCUGAAGGACAGCAACCUGUACCAGGACCAUUACCUGCACCACCACCCGGCCUCGGCUCUGGGUAUGUCCGGCCCCCCGCCUAAUAGGCCGCGUAGCUUAGGCAGUGCUAGCUCGUUGGAGGGGGGCAUGUUCGAUUGCGACAGUUUAGGGGGAGGGGUAGCGCCCAUCUUUACCACCCAGCCCCGCCCCUCCAUGACUCACAGGAAUACCAAUAAAUUUGACCUGAUCGCCGGCCACACCCCUGCGGAUUCCAACCAGGGUGGGUUCAAGGGAAGCAAUGUGUACGGGAGGUUUUCUUUCAAAGGAGGCGCCUCCAGCACGGGGUUCAUCGGGGGUCACGACAGGUACUGUGGUGGGGGUGGGGGAGGCUCGGGGGGUGAUGAUGGGAACAUUCGCUCUGAUGUUUCGGAUAUCUCCACGCACACUGUCACCUAUGGCAACCUGGAGGGCAACAACAAGCGGCGUAAGCAGUACAGGGACAGCCUGAAAAAGAGGCCAGCCUCGGCCAAGUGCAGACGGGAGCAGGACGAGAUAGAGCUGAGCGGCUUGAGGAGGAGAGCCCACCACCACACCGUCCACCACCACUUCCCCCACGGGCCUCAGGCACACCGCACGGUCUCACCUCCCCUGGAGCGGAAGAGGGGAGGAGGAGGGGGUAAUUCUUCACCUUACUUGUUCCGCAAAGACAAAGAGAACCUGAGGGAUUUCUAUGCGGACCAGUUCCGCUCCAAGGAGGGCAAGGCCAAGUGGGAGCAAGAGGGUGGAAGUGGAGGAAGUGGUGUGGGCGGUGGUAGCGGUGGUGGUAUCUGUAAAAGCUUAGUACCUGUAGAAGACUUCCUCAAAGGUAAAGGCAAGACACUGGAGUGUAAAGGUGGGCUUGGCUCAGUGUCGGCAGGGCAGCAGGCCCACACCUGCUGGGAGAAGGGGGUUUCUGGGAUAGGAGGAGGGGGCAUAGCAGGGGGUGACUGGGAGUGUCGUAACUGUCACAGUGUGUGUCACCACGGUGGUGGCGGCACGUGCCCAACUAGCGGACUUGGGGGUAGCAGCAGUCGCCCCAGCUCCGCUAGCUGCAAACGCUGUGACUCCUGUAAGAUCCAGCCAAGCAACCUUUACAACAUCAGCGAGGAUAAUAACAUGGUGUUCGCUGGAGGGAAGAGUAGCAUAGGACCCAACCAAACACAAACUCAGGCACAGCGCAGGAAGCUAGGGCCAGGUGGGAGGGUGUUACGGAGGCAACACUCCUAUGACACAUUUGUGGACCUGCAGAGGGAGGGGGCAGGCCGCAUGGGAGGGGUUGGCGGGGGUGUUGGGGGGCAGUUUCCCCAGCCCCGAAGUGUGAGCUUGAAAGACAAAGACCGCUUCAUGGAGGGCCCCAGCCCUUACGCUCACAUGUUUGAGAGGUAUGCAGGUGAAAGAGAGUCUUCCAUGUUCGGUGGAAUAGGCGGGGAUAGGGCAAAAGGUGGUUCCUCCUUCACUUUGUUCCGUGGAGGUGAAGGUGGGUUGCAUCAGCGGUCUGUGGGGGAGAGAGACCUGAGGGACAGAGAUAGAGCUAUGAUGGGAGGUGGGGGCUGUGGUGGUGGUGGUGGUGGUGGUGGCAGAGGGGCCGGGACUUACUCCUUGUCUAAAUCUCUCUACCCAGAUAAGGUGAACCAGAACCCCUUCAUCCCAACCUUCGACGACGACCAGUGUCUAUUACACGGUGCCAAACCGUACUACAUCAAAAAGCCACAGACGCAGCAACAGCAGCAGCAGCAGCAACUUCUCAACAACAGUCGAGGAGGAGGGGACUUCCGCGGCUCCAUUGGAGUGACUUCCUAUUUACCUGCAUCCGCCACAGCUGGGGUGAUGUCCAAUGUGGCCCCCCGUUUCCCCAAAGAUCUGUGUGUGGGCGGGGUGGGAGGGCCCAUGGGGAACCACCACGGGGCCAGCAAGCUACUGCCUGUGGGCAGGGACACGUUAGGUUUGGGGCAGGGACAGAGACCCUUCAACGGUGCCAGCAAUGGGCACGUUUAUGAAAAGCUCUCCAGCAUUGAGUCAGAUGUCUGAGGGUAAAGAUGGAGGAAGGAAGAGAGAGAGAGAGAGAAGAUGAAGUGGGUGAAGAAAAGAGAGGGACAGAGAGAUAACAUACAGAGGAAAAAAGAGAGAAACAGCACAGGCUGAUGACCUCUCUGUGGAAGAAAAUGAGGAGACACGAUUCUGUGUGUUGUUCUCACUCCACUAAAUGGAAAGAAUUUGGACGAUGCACAGAGGCCACUGCAGGCUAAGCUGUGGUGAAGUCCGGCGGGAGACAAGUUUUUAAUGAGAAGAGAGGAUUCUGGUGCUGCUCCGACGCUCAGAGAAAGAUAGGGAUGGAGGGAAGGAGGGGGGAAAAGUGAAAUAAAAUCUCCAGUCUCUGCUCUCUUCACAUGCUUAUUGUCUUUCCCUUCCUCCUGCAGUUCUUUAACACCAAAACAUUUUGUUUAGCAACAGAAAUACAAUCAUGAAUGAGAAAUCAACACUUCUGUUGAAGUAACAGGGUAAACUAAUAAUAAUUGUAUUGAUAAUGUUGAUAAUAUUAUUGAAUAUUAUUCCGGUGUUUAAUGAUGAUCGAUUUGGAUUGUUUUUCAAUUACAUUUAUUUAAAUAGUUCAUGUUACAUAUUUGUAUGAUGUUAAUUCUUUCUUAGCUUACCAAUAUUACAGGAUACUGGUAGACCAGUUUUUUUGGGGGGGGGGGUUCCUGUAAUUUGGACUCUUCUUUGCUAUUAAUUCUUCAUGUUUGAUUUUUGAUACUUUUCUUACUUUUGAGUGCCGUGAAGUGUAUGUGAAAGGCAUGACUUGCUGAGUACAUUCUAUGUACUUAAUACAUUUGCAAAGAAGGUAUUUUUUUUCAGCUGCAGAAGCAACAUCAUCAUACUGAUUUGCCAUUUACGCUAGUUUUUCUUCUCGGCAGUACCAAAUGGGUCUCACAUUUUGAGCUGGAUGUGCCUUAAAGGAUUAUUAUUGAUUUUCCACACAUAAAAUCUGUUGAAUCUGUUCCACCUGAAAUCAAUUAGCCAAUUGAUUUGAGAGUGAUAAUAUACCUUAAAACAUCUGGUAUGAAGGUAGAGUGUAAUGAGCAUAACAAACUUUUAGGCAUUUAACAGAUGUAAUAAUACAAAGUAAAACAUAGAAAUCUCUGCAUUAGAGGAAGCUUAAAUUCCUACAUAGAUCCCAAACAAUAAAAGCAGCCAAUGGCAGGAUCACAAGGGUUAAAACCACAGUGCCAUGAUAAAUAAACAUUCCUAUUCCCCCCAAAAGUCAGGUACAACCUACAACACAGCCGUCCCGCUGUAUGUGAAGAAAUAUGAUUUAGAAAUAAAAUAUGGAAGCUUCUCCUUGUACUGUUAACUACACAAUUAAUCUAACUACAUGUCAAUUUCUUUAAAUUGUUCUAAUAAGCUCAGUAAGCUUUAUCACUCCACAUCUCCUCAAACCCCACUGUUCAUUUUUUGCAUAACAGAUGACCCAGGAACCAACUAUCCAUUAAAUACACUGAAUGACAUCCAAUGUCCGCUUGUUGCUCUCAUUGCGUUUCAUUGGGUCUGACUCAAUUGGCCGUGACAGUUUUGCUGUUCAGGACAGGAACAUAAUGGACUCUCUGUGAGGCCUCCGUUGCUGGGAUGAGCAGCCUGGCACAAUAAUUAUUUCAUGAUUAUGGCUAUAAACCCUGCCUGCUGUAUUAGAUGGUCACAUUUGAAUGAUGGGAGGAAGUGUUGAACAUUUUCUCUCUGCUGGUGUAAAGGACCACAGCGGGCUCAUAAUUUCAACCACACUAGUACACAGUCCAAGAAUCUCAUGACUUAGUCUUAAAAUUAUUCAUAACUUACUUUACUCUUAGCAUGUCAUUUUGUUAUUUUUCUAAUAAAGACAAGUGUUUCAAGCUUGUAAAUGGGGUAAAAAGUGCAAAAUAUUUGCACUCACUAUACAGCUACUGAAUACUGUUUUAAAGGAAUAGUUUGACAUUUUGGGAAACAUUUUGCUUCCUUGCCGAGAGUUAGAUAAGAAGAUUGAUGUCACUCUCAUGUCUGUACAGUAGUUAGGAAGCUCCAGUCGGUUAGCUAAGCAUAGCAUAAAGACUGUAAACAGAGGGAAACAGCUAUCCUGGCACUUUUCAAAGAUCAUCUAAAGCUCACUGGUCAAGCGUUAUAUGUUGUUUGUUUAAUCUGUGCAAAAAAAAACUGUAAAAAUUACAUUUUGUAGGGAUGUUUACAUGUCUUUAUUGUCAUCACCAUGAUGUGGCCAGUCAAGAAAUAGCCCGACAGUUUUUUGGACAGAUCAAACAAGUGACCUGCGGAGGUGCUGGUGGGCAUAUUAUGUUGCCUUUGGACAGGGUAGUUGUUUCCUCCUGUUUCCAGUCUUUUCUUCCAGGCUAAGCUAAGCUAACAGGCUGCUGGCUGUAGCUUCAUAUUUAACACAAGUAUGAAAGUGGUAUUGAUCCUCUCAUCUAUCUCUAUUUCCCAAAAUGUCAAACUGUUCCUUUAAGAGAACCAGGUUAAUAUAAGUCUAUACCUUUGUGCACUCAGUGAUCAUUUCUCCCAUAAUGUUGUUCAAGCUCACACCUUUCACCAAACAGAACAUAAAAAAUUAUUUCAGUAUGUACUGUAACCUUGAUUUCUCCCUCCACCGGACCAUAAUCUCUAUCACAUGCUGAGAUUUUGAUGAAGGAAAGAAUUUGCCCUUAAGUCUAAGGUCCUAUGUGGAAUGUGUCAGCUGCAGACAUCUGAGGAGAAAAAUAAUAAAAGAGGAAUAAACAGCAUCCUUAAAGCAGGUGGUACAUUUAGUAAAAAGCUUUGCCUUUGUUACUGAUGGAUAUGUAGUUAUUUUGAUCAAAAGGCAGGUCCCAAAUCCACAACAUUAGACACACAGGGCAUCGCUGCUCUAACACAUUAAACAUAGACAAACAUAGAAGUUAUGUUUAAUUUACAACAUCUCUACCAUUAAAAUAUUGUAAGUUACAAUUUAAGACAACUAUUCUCCUUUUCCAGUUAUUUGUUGUCACUUAAACCUGAUGUUUAGUCAUUUUGCCAAACCAAAUUUUACUGCCUAAGCACAAUCUGACUGAAUGGGUUCAAUAUUGAUUUUGUUGUACAUCCCAGUCAAAACUUUAGAAGACUUUCCUAAUCUUGCUUGACAAGUCAGUAUGUAUGAUAUUAGGGGUCUCUAGUGUUUGUGAGGACUUGCAUGUAUACACUUAGUUUUUUUCUUCAUUUGUGUUUUUUAUUCUUAACUUGUAGCCCAGAAAAAAAUGGGUGUUUUUGAACAAUAUUUGAAAUUUUUUCAAUUUCAUUGGUACUGAUGAUCCAUGUAGUACUGUAGGUGUGUGUGUGUGUGUGUGUGUGUGUGUGUGUGUGUGUGUGCGUGCGUGCGCGCGUGCUUGUUUGUGCAAAUGAAGACACCAAUAUAACAGUCUAAAUUUAGGUUAUGAACUACUUAAUUAAACAUGGCUAAAUUUUAUUAAAAGUUUCACUAGAAAUAGAAAAGAAUUUUUAUUGUUAAUGUUAAACAAAGAUCAGUUUUCUUGACAGUUCGUGUAAAUGCUUUUAAACAAGGUUGAGGUCUUGGUUAAUACAUUCAUUGUCACUGAAGAAGCCUUCAUCUCAACUACUUUUCCUAUUUUUUCCUUUAAAUAUCUCAGUACAUUUCAUUAUUUCUGUUAUUGUAUGUGCCUGAAUACAUACGCUUAAUUACCUCUGUGUGUGCUCAUAUGGAAGAGAGACAGAGUGUGUGUGAGAGAUAACUGUUUAUUGUACUUGUAUUAUAAAACUGUAUGUAAAUACUUUACCUCACGCUCAUGGACUUUUGAUAAAAACUGUACAAACGGCAGAGAAUAGAUCUAUUUGGGAUAAAUCUUUGAUUCGUAGGUCCCCUUGCAAAAUUGCUUUUGUACCGACUUCAGGCCAAGAUAUGUGCAAUCAUUUAUUAUUACACAGAUAAGUAAAGGUUUGUUGAUGUGUUUUGAUUUUCUUUUUGGAUUGAGUCAAAGACUCAAAGGCUAAGAAGGUUGUUUUCUCAAAGGAAAAAUUGUAAAGCACCAUCAUUCAUUGGUACACAGAAAGCACAAACGAUUAUCUAUUGCCUUUUUACAAGGUAGUCUCGUUUUUUUUUCCUCUUUGGCUAAUCUUCUGUUUUUGUUUUUUGCCAGAGCAGAUCGAACAACUCCACCACUGAGCUGUACAGAUUGUGAAAAAUGUACAUACGACAAAAAUCUAGUUCACCCUCGCAUUUUUUGUAUGGAGAGAAAUUACUUGUGUGAAGAGAGUAUUUCAAAUUUGAUUGAAUAUUUAGUAAUAUUGAAAAUGAGAUUAAACACAGUCAAUGUGAAAAUAAGUGCUGAGAAAUAUUAUUCUUCUGUCUCUUUGGAAUAAAAGUGUUGAGUAUUAAUAAAA